GAACAUAUGGAGAUGGAAAAGAAUGGGCACAGAGCUCAUUGUUUGGUCUUAACCUAUCCAGCCCAAGGCCACAUUAAUCCUAUGAUGGAAUUCUGCAAGCGUUUGCAGCACAAAGGAGUAAAAGUUACAUUUGUUAUUACCAACUUCAUCUCCAAGACCAUGCAUAAAGAAGCAAGCUCUAUUGCGCUCGAGACAAUCUCCGAUGGCUAUGAUGAAGGCGGGUUAGCGCAAGCGGAGAGCAUCUAUGCCUACGAGGAGAGCUUCCGGCGAGUCGGGUCGCAAACUCUGACUCAGCUCAUUGAGAAACUUUCAAGCUCAAGCAGCCCGGUUGAUUGUGUUGUUUAUGACUCUUUAUUGCCUUGGGCUCUAGACAUAGCCAAAAGUUUUGGCUUGCUCGGGGCUGUGUUUCUUACUCAAUCUUGUGCUGUUGAUAAUAUAUACUACCAUGUCCACAAAGGAGCACUCAAACUCCCUCUUUCAGAGACUGAAAUUUUGCUUCCUGGGUCGCCGCCACUCCAACCUCAGGAUUUGCCGUCCUUCAUUUCUGAUUUCGGAUCCUACCCGGUUUACUAUGACAUGCUUGUGGGUCAAUUCUCCAACAUUGAUAAAGCUGACUGGGUCCUUGUUAACACUUUUUAUGAGUUGGAGCAAGAGGUGGUGGACUGGAUGGCAAAGAUACUGCCAUUGAGGACAAUAGGACCAACUAUACCAUCUAUGUUCUUAGACAAUCGAAUUGAAGAUGACAAAGAGUAUGGAUUGAGCAUCUUCAAGCCAAACACCGAUACUUGCAUGAAAUGGUUAAAUGAUCGUCCGAAUGGGUCAGUCGUUUACGUUUCAUUCGGGAGUAUGGCUGCUCUUGAAGUUGAGCAAAUGGCUGAACUAGCUUGGGGAUUGAGAAUGAGCAACAGUUACUUCUUGUGGGUUGUCAGGGCAUCGGAAGAGGCAAAGCUCCCGAAAAACUUCGUGGAGGAGACGUCAGAGAAGGGAUUGGUGGUCCGUUGGUGUCCUCAGCUAGAGGUCUUAACUCACGAGUCAGUGGGAUGCUUUGUGACACAUUGUGGGUGGAACUCUACUCUGGAGGCUCUCAGCUGCGGUGUUCCGAUGGUUGCAGUGCCACAAUGGACAGACCAACCCACGAAUGCAAAGUAUAUUAUGGAUUUUUGGAAGAUGGGAUUGAAAGCUCCGGUUGAUGAGAAAGGGUUAGUCAGUCGAGAAGCAGCGGAACAUUGCAUCAAGGAAAUAAUGGAGGGAGAGAGAGGGAAAGAGAUAAGGAAAAAUGCCUUAAAAUGGAGGAAAUUGGCCAAAGAAGCUGUUGACGAAGGUGGAAGUUCUGAUAAAAACAUUGAAGAAUUUGUAGCCAAAUUGGUUCACUCCUAAGCUCUAGACACAAGUUUCAUGUCUAUUUCCUAAUAACCUGUGGAAUGGUUCAAAUCCUAUCUUUAAUUGCUUCUUGUUCAAUUAUUGCAUUUGACACUUGCAUAUUUGCUCUUAGCCUCCAGAAAGUUCUCGAUCAACUGAUAUUUGGAGAAAAGAAUAAAAUAUCUUCAUACUUUUGUAUUG
Alnus glutinosa is the source of this 1560-nucleotide messenger RNA. Its product is annotated as UDP-glycosyltransferase 74F2-like. The record is from RefSeq and is a predicted model, not a curated record. Lineage: Eukaryota; Viridiplantae; Streptophyta; Magnoliopsida; Fagales; Betulaceae. The transcript has 2 exons. Gene Ontology annotation, molecular function: UDP-glycosyltransferase activity. The coding region runs from base 7 to 1377 and encodes 456 amino acids.